UCUGUCGGGGAAUCCUCCGUUCUACGACGAGACAGAAGAAGAGAACACAGACCUUCACAACCGGAUCAUCUUCUGUCGUAUCGUAGCCGGGGAGUUUGAGUUUGACGCUCCUUACUGGGACGACAUCUCUGUUCCAGCUAAGGAGUUAGUGUGUAGGCUGAUGGAGGUGGACCAGAUGCUGAGAAUCACAGCUGCAGAUGCUCUGUUACACAAGUGGAUUGCUGGUAACGGGGCCUCGGAGAAGAACCUGAAGGAUGGAGUGUGUGCCCAGUUUGAGAAGAACUUUGCUAAGUCCAAGUGGAGGGUAAGAAUCCUCCUCUUAUGUUUAAUCUCUAUUGGUGCUUUCAAGACAACUGGGAUCUCUAAGAAACAAGGUCGAAUCAUGACGUCAGUGAUCUUCAGGUUGAAAG
Molecule: messenger RNA, 410 nt
Organism: Salmo salar (Atlantic salmon)
Lineage: Eukaryota; Metazoa; Chordata; Actinopteri; Salmoniformes; Salmonidae
Source: RefSeq, a predicted model, not a curated record